AUGGCAGAGGGCGAAGCUAACUCAGCCAUGGAUAUUGCUCACCAAAUCUACCGACUGGGAAGCCAGCCAACAUUGAAGCGGACAACAUCAGCCAUACCGGGUGGUGACGUAUAUGGCAGAGCCCCGGCACCUCGAUUAGAUCGUAUCCAAAGGAAAAGCAUAGUGGCUAUCCUUGGCCACCCUUUACCACCCACCGACAUGAUGCGCGCGCUGUUAGAAGAGUAUUUUGACUCGGUCCAUUGGUUCAGCUUGGUCAUCUACGAGCCAAGAUUUCGCGCAAAGUUCGAAUCAAUCAAGGAUGGUCAUGCAUAUCCCUCACAAAAGUCGUUUCUUCUUCUCCUAUCCACUGUUAUUGGUAUGGGAGCAUGGUACAAAUCUCACAAGAAAGACACGGACCUGGACUUUCCGGACGAAGAUUGGUACGCUUGGUCGCAAUCACUCAUCCAAGGCGCGGGUUCUCAACUCACUGAACUGAUGGACCAAAGUACGAUUUCAUCGGUUCAGACGUGCAUCCUGCUUGGCUCUUACUAUGUCUACCAUGGCAAACCUAACUUAUCUUUUGCGUUACUAGGUGCAACCAUUCGAACGGCGCAAUCGAUUGGCCUUCAUCGCCAGCCGCUACGAGGUGACUCUCACUCUAUCGAGGAGAGGAAAAGAGUUUGGUGGACUAUAUACACAUGGGACAGAUUCGCUUCCAUCACUUACGGCCGGCCUAUUGGUAUUAACGAGAAGGACUGUAAUACAAACCAUCCAAUUGACAUAUGCGAGUCGCCAUACUUCAAGCCAGGAGGUCCUCCAGAAGCCGAUUUGACGAUAUGCUACUCGUCCUACCAACGAGAGCUCAACAAACUUUACCUCAUUGCGUCACCUAUUAUCGAGAUUAUCUUCGGAAUGCGCGCUGUGGGACCCAAUGAACGACCUAGUGGGCCGCAGUACACUGAUCAGAUCUUAGAAGUGACGGAAAAGCUUUGGGCGUGGCGCCGGCAUUUACCGCCUCAUCUUCUACUUGAUAUGGCCUCCGACUGUAGUAUUGACCAGUCUCGCACUACGCGCGUACACCAGAUGCAGGCAUUAUCUCUUCAGCUUACGUUUGACAACCUACUGAUUAUCUUCAAUCGCCCGUUGAUCGCGAAACAAGUGGACCAUCUCAUCAGGACGCAACCGGAAAGUGGCCAUGGUGUCGCAUUAUCACCAGCAAGCCUUACGAACACUGGAUCACCGUUCCUUACAGCCCAUGAGUCCAGCCCGCUAAAUACAAGCCAUAUGUCGAGCACCGAGCAGUGGUGGCACGCGGCGUUGAGAACGUCAAAGGUCACCGAAUUACCGCGGCUUUCUCAGCUAGCCACUGAUAGUCACCUGGUAGCUUUCUUGGCUAUCAAUCUAUUCAAUUCCGCUAUUGUCAUGGCUGUGUUAGCAUUGUCAGAUCCACUUUCAGACAGAGCACAAGAAGUAAAGAGGACCAUUACGCGGAUAUUUCGAUUACAAGAACUACUUGGCAAGAAGACACAGCUUUCAAUGCAGAGCAAUUUGGUUCUUAGAGACGUCAUCCAGAUGCUGUUGCGUAGGGAAGCAGAUGCUAUAUUUGGCGAGAGCGACAUCUCAAGAUCGCAUGCAGGGACGGCAUUGAUGUCUGUCGAAGACACCCUUCGUCUGCCGACGCAGCUGCCAUCAAAUGGACAUCAUAGACCGCAACACAAUACAGUGGACAGAAUGCAACGCGUCCACGAAAGCAUGGCAUCAGUGCAGAGAGGUGAGUUGUUCUUUAUGCAUUUCCGACGAACUACGAAGCGUGCUGAUGCUAUGCUCUACCUAGUUUUUCCUACGGGUCUCGAUGGUACGUAUCGUGAUGACACCGCUGACGUCCAGCAAUGGGCUGCCAACAACGGUGAUACGGGUCACUUACCUAGCGGACACAAUGUAGAUUGGUCAAACGCCGGCACACAGGACUUCAAUCUGGAAGGAGAGUCAGAUUGGAUCAGCGAUGACAAUAAUGUUGAUGUCACUGGCAACGGAUUAUAUUGGUUCUGGGAUUCUGUCUGGAAUGAGCCUCCGCUGUAG
This is a messenger RNA of Alternaria burnsii, 2058 nucleotides long. RefSeq lists its product as uncharacterized. NCBI's taxonomy places the organism in Eukaryota, Fungi, Ascomycota, Dothideomycetes, Pleosporales, Pleosporaceae. The record is from RefSeq and is a predicted model, not a curated record. Gene Ontology annotation, biological process: DNA-templated transcription. The transcript has a single exon. The coding region runs from base 1 to 2058 and encodes 685 amino acids. Gene Ontology annotation, molecular function: DNA binding; zinc ion binding.